CAGCCUGAUGGUCAGAUGCCCAGUGACAAAACCAUUGGAGGUGGAGAUGAUUCAUUCAAUACUUUCUUCAGUGAGACAGGGGCUGGUAAACAUGUGCCCAGAGCUGUAUUUGUGGACCUCGAACCAACUGUGGUUGAUGAAGUACGUACAGGCACUUACAGGCAACUAUUCCAUCCUGAACAACUCAUUACUGGGAAAGAGGAUGCGGCUAAUAAUUAUGCCAGAGGCCAUUACACCAUUGGAAAAGAGAUUGUUGAUCUAGUGCUAGAUCGCAUUCGCAAGCUGGCUGAUCUGUGCACAGGGCUGCAGGGAUUCCUCAUCUUCCAUAGUUUUGGAGGAGGCACUGGCUCUGGAUUUGCAUCUCUACUCAUGGAAAGGCUUUCUGUUGAUUAUGGCAAAAAGUCCAAACUAGAGUUUGCCAUUUACCCAGCACCACAGGUUUCUACUGCUGUAGUGGAACCCUACAACUCCAUCCUAACUACGCACACAACAUUGGAGCAUUCUGACUGUGCCUUCAUGGUAGACAAUGAAGCCAUUUAUGACAUAUGUCGUCGCAAUCUAGACAUUGAGCGUCCUACUUAUACCAACCUAAAUCGACUCAUUGGGCAAAUUGUCUCAUCCAUCACAGCUUCACUGCGUUUUGAUGGAGCCCUCAAUGUAGAUCUGACUGAGUUCCAGACCAAUCUUGUCCCAUACCCACGAAUCCAUUUCCCACUGGCAACAUAUGCACCUGUCAUCUCUGCUGAAAAAGCAUAUCAUGAGCAAUUGUCUGUGGCUGAAAUUACCAAUGCUUGUUUUGAGCCAGCCAACCAGAUGGUAAAAUGUGACCCUCGCCAUGGCAAGUACAUGGCCUGCUGUAUGUUAUACAGGGGUGAUGUUGUUCCCAAAGAUGUUAACGCAGCCAUUGCCACUAUCAAGACUAAGCGAACCAUUCAGUUUGUGGAUUGGUGUCCAACUGGAUUCAAGGUGGGCAUUAACUACCAACCUCCCACUGUAGUGCCAGGAGGCGACUUGGCCAAGGUGCAGCGUGCUGUGUGUAUGUUGAGUAAUACAACUGCUAUUGCAGAAGCCUGGGCUCGUCUUGACCAUAAAUUUGAUUUGAUGUAUGCUAAGCGUGCCUUUGUACACUGGUAUGUUGGAGAAGGGAUGGAGGAAGGAGAAUUUUCUGAAGCCCGGGAAGAUUUGGCUGCGCUUGAGAAAGAUUAUGAAGAAGUGGGUGUAGAUUCUGUGGAAGCAGAAGCUGAAGAAGGGGAGGAAUAUUAA
This is a messenger RNA of Terrapene triunguis (Three-toed box turtle), 1263 nucleotides long. Its product is annotated as tubulin alpha-3 chain. Gene Ontology annotation, cellular component: microtubule; cytoplasm. Gene Ontology annotation, biological process: mitotic cell cycle; microtubule cytoskeleton organization. Gene Ontology annotation, molecular function: GTP binding; structural constituent of cytoskeleton. The record is from RefSeq and is a predicted model, not a curated record. The transcript has 4 exons. The coding region runs from base 16 to 1263 and encodes 415 amino acids. Lineage: Eukaryota; Metazoa; Chordata; Testudines; Emydidae.